Molecule: messenger RNA, 855 nt
Organism: Penicillium malachiteum
Lineage: Eukaryota; Fungi; Ascomycota; Eurotiomycetes; Eurotiales; Aspergillaceae
Product: kinase-like protein
Exons: 1
Coding region: 1-855 (284 amino acids)
Source: RefSeq, a predicted model, not a curated record
AUGUCGUUGAGUCAAAAAGGGCCUCACUCCUUGCUAUCCGAUUCUUCGUUGGGCGGUUCCAAACCAGUCAAAAGCACCGCUUUGUCUCGGUUUAUGACACUUCUAGCGAUUCGAAUCCUUAAGCGCAUUCGACCUCGAGAAGGGAAUGUUCUCAUGUUGACGGACGGGAUAUGCGUGAAGUAUGGACGCCGUGUUCAUUUGUCUGAAGCAUCAACAAUGCGGUUUAUAUCACAACAUACAUCUAUCCCGGUACCAAAAGUUUUAUGUGCAUUUACUCGUUCCGGGUGGACGUACAUUGUGAUGGAGAGGAUCGAGGGAGACAUAAUUGGAAACGGCUGGGUAAAACGAAGCGAGGACUCAAAGGCGAAACUUCUUUCGCAAUUAGCAGAAAAGAUUCGCGAGAUGCGGGGCCUUCGGCCUCCAGAGGGCACAAUGAUUGCUUCUGUUGAUGAUGGAUCACUUUUUGACUGUCGUAUUCCUGGUCCUUCCUUGCGCUUCGGUCCCUUUGACACCAUCCAGGACUUUCAUAGGCAUUUACGCAUGGGCAUGGAGUUUGAUUCAAGGCUUGACACUGAUAUUCAGGAACUUAUCAAAGGACAAAGCAAGUCUUGGCCUUUGAUGUUUACUCACGGUGACCUUAGUAGCCUUAAUAUUCUUGUACGUGGAGAUGAUAUUGUCGGUAUUAUUGAUUGGGAAACUGCUGGUUGGUACCCAUCAUAUUGGGAAUACACUUCUGCCCACCUAGUUAACCCACAAAACUCUUUUUGGGUUCACGAGAUUGACAAAUUCCUACAACCAAUGCCUGAAGAGCUGGCGAUGGAACGGAUCCGCCAAAUACACUUUGGAGAUGUUUAA